Eupeodes corollae is the source of this 1086-nucleotide messenger RNA. RefSeq names its product tRNA (cytosine(38)-C(5))-methyltransferase (gene Mt2). Gene Ontology annotation, molecular function: methyltransferase activity. The coding region runs from base 64 to 1080 and encodes 338 amino acids. The record is from RefSeq and is a predicted model, not a curated record. Lineage: Eukaryota; Metazoa; Arthropoda; Insecta; Diptera; Syrphidae. The transcript is spliced from 2 exons.
AUAAUUUUGUAAACAAAGUAGGAGUCAAGUGCAGUGAAAUUAUAGCUAGAAUAUUAAUGAAAAAUGACUGAAUUUAAGGUCCUAGAGUUGUUUAGCGGGAUUGGUGGAAUGCAUAGUGCAUUUCUAUAUUCUAAACUACGAGGCCAAAUACACGCUGCCAUGGAUAUAAACACUGUUGCUAAUACUGUUUAUGCAUUUAACCAUCCCAAAGUCAGGCUUCUAAAUAACAACAUCGAGAAGUUAACACCGAAAUUCAUUCAUGGUCUUGAUGUAAAUAUGAUACUUAUGUCACCUCCGUGUCAGCCUUUUACCAGAGUGGGGAACCAAAAAGACAUCGAUGACGUCCGAACAGAUGCCCUUACUCACAUAAGUGAAAUUCUGCCCGAGUUACAGAGCAUAGAGUAUAUUCUCAUGGAAAAUGUCAAAGGUUUCGAGACAUCCAAGGCUCGCAACGCAUAUUUGGAGGCUCUCAAAAGAUCGGGAUUUUUCUUUAGAGAGUUUAUACUUAGUCCGUCACAGUUUGGAGUGCCCAAUACUCGACAUCGCUACUACUGCUUGGCUAAAAAGAGUGAUUUUAAUUUCCCAGGCAAACAAAUACACGAAACAUUUCACGGAGAACUGUUCAAACAACUACCACAAAGGAGCUUCAUAGUCAAUGAUGUCAUUGAAACAGAGAGUGCAGUAAAUGAGGAUCUUCUACUAGAUGAUAAGGUGCUAAAGAGGAGAAUCGGCUUAUUUGAUAUUGCUAGCCCGAACUCUACAAAUACGAUUUGCUUUACAAAAGCAUACACUCACUACAGUGAAGGAACUGGUUCCAUAUUCUCACCCCUGAGUUCCAAGGAAAUGGUCGAAAUAUUUGAAAGAGCCAAAUCCCUAGACCCUUUGUCGGAUGACUACAUCGAAUGCAUUCGUUCCUUAAAGUUGCGCUACUUCAGCCCAAGAGAAGUUGCACGAUUGAUGAGUUUUCCGGAAGACUUCCAAUUCCCCGAAGUGACAACAUUGCGACAAAAAUACAGACUUCUCGGUAAUAGUAUUAAUGUCCUAGUUGUUGGUGAACUAAUAAAAUUGCUUUGCUCAUAGCAUAAA